AUGCCUAUCAAAGACCGACCACCAAUCACAAACAAAGAGGAACUGAUAAGCAUGUACCCUGAAUGCUUUGACGAUAUAGUCGGAUGCUUUGUGAAAUGUCGAUACCAUAUAACAGUCGACCCAAAUAUCAAACCAAUUGUUCACCCACCUCGCCGCGUCCCUCUAGAACUAAAAGAGAAGCUGAAGGCAGAGUUGGACAAAAUGGAAAAAAAAGAAAUAAUCACCAAAGUGACACGACCAACAGACUGGGUAAAUUCAAUCGUAAUCAAGGAAAAACCCAAUGGUACCCUACGGAUAUGCCUCGAUCCAAGGGACCUGAACAAGGCAUUAAAAAGAGAGCACCAUCCAAUUCCAACCCUUGAAGAAAUCACACCAUCAUUGGCUGGAUCUAAAUUAUUCAGCAAACUGGAUGCCAGUAAUGGGUACUGGAAUGUAAAGAUAGACAAAGAGUCAUCCAUGCUCACUACCUUCAACACACCAUUUGGCAGAUAUCGAUUCAACCGACUCCCAUUUGGAUUGAAGGUGAGCCAAGAUCUUUUCCAGUUUCAAAUAGAUGAGACCUACCAAGGCUGCAAGGGAGCAAUCGGAAUAGCAGAUGACAUCCAAGUGCAUGGCAAGGAUGAGACCACACAUGACUUCAAUUUACAUGAAGCUAUGGAGAAAACCCGACAAGCAGGCAUCAAACUCAAUGCAAACAAGUGUGUGGUAAAAGCAAAGGAGUGCAAAUUCUUUGGAAUUAUAUACUCGGCAGAGGGAGUGAAACCAGACUCCGCUAAAGUGGAAGCCAUCAGAGACAUUAAAGAACCCAAAGACAAGGAACUCAGGAGCUUCCUGGGACUCAUCCACUACAUGGGAGCCUUCAUACCUAAACUGGCUGAUCACACUGCAAAUCUCCGAGAACUAAACAAAGAUGACGUAGAGUUUGAUUGGUGUGCUUCACACACACAGGAUUUCGAAGCAAUCAAAAAGCUCAUCAGUAAGGAGACAACUCUGCAGUACUAUGACAGACGCAAACCAGUAACACUGCAAGUCGAUUCUUCUAUGAGAGGAGUUGGCGCAGCACUGAUACAGGAAGGUAAACCCAUUGCAUAUGCCUCGAAAGCUCUCUCACCCACAGAGACAAGGUACGCAAAUAUUGAAAGGGAACUCUUGGCAGUAGUAUAUGGAUGGGAAAAGUUCCAUACAUACCUGUAUGGCAGACACUUCAAUAUUAAAACAGACCAUCGCCCGCUAGAACAAAUACAUAGAAAAAACCUCACGAAAGCACCAGCCAGACUGCAAAGAUUACUGUUAAGGCUUCAAACAUACGACUACGAUAUCAGGUUCAAGUCAGGAAAAGACAUGAUAUUGGCGGAUGCUCUUUCCAGACUAUCCUCACAUGAUAAACAGGAGAUGGAAGGACUAAGCAUAAAGGUCCACCACAUUGUAAAUGUAACAACUACAAAGCUAGCAGAAGUCAAAGAGGAGACCAGCAAAGAUGAAGAACUCCAGCUCCUUACUCAGAUGGUGAUUCAGGGGUGGCCAGAAAAGAGACGUCAGGUGCAGCCCCUCAUUCGUGAAUAUUUGGCCAUCCAUGAUGAUAUAUCAGUGGAGAAUGGAAUCCUGAUGGCUGGAUCCCGAAUAAUUAUACCCAAGUCAAUGCAAAAAGAGAUUCUUGACAAGAUCCACCAAGGGCAUCUCGGAAUGGAGAAAUGCAAGCUCCGAGUCAAGUCAGCAGUAUAUUGGGUAAGCAUGUACAAAGACAUAGAGAAGACAGUUUCUACAUGCCACAUCUUGAAGGACCUGAGAGCCAAAACAAUCACUACAGUGGCUCGAGGACUUCUAGCAGAGCAAGGAAUACCAGAGCAGAUCAUAUGUGACAACGGAACCCAGUUCACAUCGCAAGAAUUCAAAAAGCUAGCCGAUGAGUAUGGGUUCAAUAUUACAACCUCAUCUCCACACUACCCCAAAGGUCAUGGAUUUAUAGAAAGACAGGUGCAGACAGUGAAGAGAACACUAGUCAAAUGCCGAGAGACUAAGGAAGACCCACGCCUGGCACUUCUGUCCCUACGAGCGACACCACUGAGAGCUGAUAUGAAAUCCCCUGCAGAAUUGCUGAAUGGCAGGAAGUACAAAACUACCCUGCCAAGUAAGAUCCAACCUCCUAUUGACCAGGAAGAGACAAGGGCAAAGCUAGCUGCCACUCAAGAACAAUCACAGAAAUAUUACAACAAACAUGCACAAUAUUUACCUGAGAUACUUGGAGGACAACAUGUGCAUACUCAAGAUCCCGUAACUAAAACAUGGAUCCCAGCACAGGUUGUCAGUAGAGCUGAAAAUCCAAGAUCGUAUAUAAUAGAAACGGAAUCUGGUAGGCAGCCGAGACGCAACAGAGCCCACAUCCACCCAACACCAAAGGUGUCAAGGACAACGUGUACAACACCUGCUGCAUCAGUGACAACACCCACAGAAUCAUCACCCCAACGGGCACCAACCACCCAUCAGCAGACAACGUGUACAACACCUGCUGCAUCAGUGACAACACCCACAGAAUCAUCACCCCAACGGGCACCAACCACCCAUCAGCAGACAACGUGUACAACACCUGCUGCAUCAGUGACAACACCCACAGAAUCAUCACCCCAACGGGCACCAACCACCCAUCAGCAGACAACGUGUACAACACCUGCUGCAUCAGUGACAACACCCACAGAAUCAUCACCCCAACGGGCACCAACCACCCAUCAGCAGACAACGUGUACAACACCUGCUGCAUCAGUGACAACACCCACAGAAUCAUCACCCCAACGGGCACCAACCACCCAUCAGCAGACAACGUGUACAACACCUGCUGCAUCAGUGACAACACCCACAGAAUCAUCACCCCAACGGGCACCAACCACCCAUCAGCAGACAACGUGUACAACACCUGCUGCAUCAGUGACAACACCCACAGAAUCAUCACCCCAACGGGCACCAACCACCCAUCAGCAGACAACGUGUACAACACCUGCUGCAUCAAUGACAACACCCACAGAAUCAUCACCCCAACGGGCACCAACCACCCAUCAGCAGACAACGUGUACAACACCUGCUGCAUCAGUGACAACACCCACAGAAUCAUCACCCCAACGGGCACCAACACCCAUCAGCAGACAACGUGUACAACACCUGCUGCAUCAGUGA
Octopus sinensis (East Asian common octopus) is the source of this 3165-nucleotide messenger RNA. RefSeq lists its product as uncharacterized. Gene Ontology annotation, biological process: DNA integration. NCBI's taxonomy places the organism in Eukaryota, Metazoa, Mollusca, Cephalopoda, Octopoda, Octopodidae. The coding region runs from base 1 to 3165 and encodes 1054 amino acids. The record is from RefSeq and is a predicted model, not a curated record. Gene Ontology annotation, molecular function: nucleic acid binding. The transcript is spliced from 2 exons.